AUGGAUUACACGGACUAUCAGCCAGUUCGACGUCAAAUCCACAAACCUCCUAAAUGCGGACCCGAGCCGUUAAAUACCCCACAGAGCUAUCAAUGCCCACCUCCACCCCCGCACGGACGGGGUAUAGGAAACAAUCCCGAGGAUAAUAGCCCAGCUGUGGAUCUACGAAAACCCACCUGGGAAAAAUUCAGCCUCUAUAAACGUCUACGAACUGGUGCACUCCGAGGACCGCGAGGAGCUGCAGAGGCAGCUGCUCUGGAACUCCUUCCUGCCGCAGGACUCCAGCGGCCUCCAGCUCCAGGACUGCCUCCACCCGGAGCGGGCCCACCUCCUCGAGAGGUCUUUCACCGUCCGCUUCAGGUGCCUCCUCGACAACACCUCGGGCUUCCUGAAAUUGAAGUUUCAUUCCCUCAGCCUAACUCCUCCCCCAGUCGGUUCCUCCACUUCUGUCUGUCCGUCACUUCCUCUUCCGCCACCCUUCGGCCAACCAUACUCUCAGCCACAUCUCUCCAUCUGACACAAGGCCUUUCUCUCCUUCUCCUACCCUCAGCCUACCUCUCAAAUGCCCAUACCACUACCCAAGCCGACCUUCUCCAAAAAUCCAUAUCCAGAAAUCUUUUGA
Nezara viridula (southern green stink bug) is the source of this 622-nucleotide messenger RNA. Lineage: Eukaryota; Metazoa; Arthropoda; Insecta; Hemiptera; Pentatomidae. The record is from the annotation of a GenBank genome assembly.